Molecule: messenger RNA, 914 nt
Organism: Anastrepha ludens (Mexican fruit fly)
Lineage: Eukaryota; Metazoa; Arthropoda; Insecta; Diptera; Tephritidae
Product: serine protease SP24D-like
Exons: 2
Coding region: 41-811 (256 amino acids)
Biological process (GO): proteolysis
Molecular function (GO): serine-type endopeptidase activity
Source: RefSeq, a predicted model, not a curated record
GUAAACAGUCAAAGUAUUUUGAGUGACUAUCUAAGCAAAUAUGGAAUAUCUGGCUUACUUCGCAAAGCUUCUGAUCCUCGUUUUUCUGGUUUCUAAAGCCAUACAAGCGGAUGGUGACUUAGAGCCCAUUGCACCACGUAUAUUGAACGGUCGAGAAGCAGCCAGGGGUCAAUUCCCAUAUCAGGUAUCGGUACGUGUCGGAGGACAGCAUAGUUGUGGUGGCUCAAUAAUUUCUCAAACCUUUGUUGUAACUGCCGCACACUGCGUUUACAGUAUUCCGCCAUCAUUCCUUACAAUUCUAGCCGGUACCACAAAUCGUACUGCAGACAGUGUAAUUAAGGAUGUGGUGAAAGUGAUUCCACAUCCUGAAUUUAGUGCUUACGACAAUGACAUUGCCUUACUUAAACUCAACGAUUCACUCCAGUUCAACGAUCUCAUACAACCGAUACCAAUUGCUUCUGUUAACGCACCCGUCGAUGCGCCAGUUACGAUUUCCGGUUGGGGACGUACAAAGGAAGGCGGUGAAAUCACAUCACAACUAAUGUACAAUAAAUUUAUGAAAACUUUAAGUCCAGAAAAUUGUGCUAAAAAUAUCGGUUACAACACGACUGCAAUUUUAUGUCUUAGUAAGAUCAUUGGAAACGGUAUUUGCGAAGGCGAUGACGGUGGGCCGGCUGUUUACAGGGGCAUACUGAUUGGCGUUGCGAGUUUUCAUAUAAACGAUUGUUAUUCUACUAAUAAACCAAAUGGCUUCGCAAAUGUAUCGCAUUUCAACAGUUGGUUGACGCAAGCUCAGAUAUGUAAUCCGUAAGCGAUGCUUGGAAAUGCUGAAGGGUGUAUUUGUUUUUUUCCAAUUUUAUAAAAUGUACAGAAAUAUAAUAUGCCUACUUAUAUAUAUUCUCAUUGCAAUUGAA